AUGUCUGCGCCACAAAUAACAUGCGACCACGUCCACAACUCCGUCGUUCGCUGUGCGGAAGACACCUACUGCUGCCUCGACGGCCCAGAAUGCAACUGCACCACCCAAGACAACACACAUAAGAUCUUCGACUUCCUCCCACCCUACUCCUCCCUCGUCGGCUCCUCAGUCCCCCUCAACUCUGCCGUAGAGACUACAUCUCUAUUCACCCCAUCAGGCGCGAUCCGGCCGCCACCAACAACUGAUUCGACUGCAUCCAUCAAAUCGACCGGAUCAACCGCUGCGGCAAAUACUGGCACGCAAUCCACAGCUACUCCUGCGUCUACGUUCAGAUCUGGAUCAAGCUCUGGGUCUCCGUCAUCGUUGAUAAACCCUACAAGAACCGGAGAUGGGGCUGCAGGAUUCACUCUCGCGCCGCAAUCGCCUGUGAAAAAGACGAAAGAUGAUGAUAUCGGUAUGAAAAUCGGGCUGGGCGUGGGGAUUCCGUUAGCUGCCAUUGCGGUGUUUCUUGGUGCGUUGGUGUACCGUGUGUGGAUGAGGGGAGCUACCGCGAGUGCCGGUGCUGAUACCGGUGCCGACGCUGCUCGUUCGGGACAUAAUUCUAGAUACAGUUCUGUAUCUGGUGGUGAUGCUGGUGGCGGUAUCGCCGGCUUCUUCAAUAAGCUGUGGCGUAAGGAAGAUCCAACAUCCCGCAUUCCUAUGCUCGCAAAUACCUCACCAUCCGAAGUACGAGAUAUACCCAUGAACCACGCUGCGAAUGGUCCUGAAUUCUCGCUGGUACAUGGCUACUUUAAACCAGAUGCCGUCCCUGUAACGCAGACAGGCCACCAGGUUCAUGAAGUGCCUUGA
Messenger RNA from Histoplasma capsulatum G186AR, 849 nucleotides. RefSeq lists its product as uncharacterized. The transcript is spliced from 3 exons. Bases 1 to 849 code for a protein of 282 amino acids. The record is from RefSeq and is a predicted model, not a curated record. NCBI's taxonomy places the organism in Eukaryota, Fungi, Ascomycota, Eurotiomycetes, Onygenales, Ajellomycetaceae.